Mytilus trossulus (common blue mussel) is the source of this 1475-nucleotide messenger RNA. RefSeq lists its product as uncharacterized. The record is from RefSeq and is a predicted model, not a curated record. The coding region runs from base 168 to 737 and encodes 189 amino acids. Lineage: Eukaryota; Metazoa; Mollusca; Bivalvia; Mytilida; Mytilidae. The transcript is spliced from 5 exons.
UCUAUCAUUAUUUCCCGCCAGUCAGAUUACGCCGAACCGAUCGAUAAGUAAGUUACAUCCUACCCAACCUGUAUAUUACCAUCCACGUUGUUCAUUUUGUUAAUUAUAACAGUAACAGAACUAGGCGAAUAAAAGUUUGAGAAUAUCUAUAGAUAGUUUGCGAUAUUAUGGAAUUUGUAAGACUCUGUAUAGCUGUUGGAUGUUUUGUGACGUAUGCAGUUGGACAAGAUGAUUCAGAAGAAAUUAGGAAUGAUUUCGUUUCGAGACCAAAGUUACUGUUUUGUCCUAGAAAUGCGACAUGUGGUGAUAUAUUUUUCCAAAGAAGAUUGCUCAAAGACGGCACAAGACGACCAGAAAACCGCCAUAUAACAAACUGUAUAUGUCCUGGUACUGAGGGCUGUAAUUUUGAUGAUGAUCACACGAUCUUCCAAAGUACAACACACAGAGAAGCUCUUUGUGCACCAGUUAGCUCAUACAAAACCUGCAGACCAGGACAAACAGCCCGACAAUUACGUAUGAACUCUGAUAAUUUAGAUGGGCAGUCAUAUUUUGAGAUUCUGUGUACAUGUCCGAGACAUUUCAACCCAGUAGAAGGAAGAGGAAGAAUAGGAAAAUCAACAUACGAAACAUAUCCAACCAGAUUCGAUUCUUCAGACUAUGCCCAAGUUCGACCGUACAGAUGUUCAGGUAUGAGAGAAGAGUUCCUUGAGGAGCUUGAAGGACUCGACACCUACUAACAACCUACUAAUAUACAUGAAUCAGGACGAAGACCAGGCAGAAGAAACAGACAAAACAACAAUCGAAAUAGAAAUAGACAAAAUAGACGUUCGCGAUCAUAGAUUUAAUUGCAUUCAUAUAUAUCAUAUGUUUCUAAUUAGUUUAUCAACUUUUUAUAUUGUUUAAAGCAUAUCAAAUUGAUCUAACAAUCACAAUUAUUUCAGUCCAUUUAAUAGCACAAUAAUGAGCAUUUUUUCUUACUUCCUAUAAAGGAUAUCGUUCCAUUUGUAAGUCAAAUUAUUAUCGCAUUUCAUACCCUUCAUUGAAGUGAAACAUGUAACUUUUUUGUCUUGUUUUAGUAUAAACCUUUUUCUGUAAAAAAAAAUAUAUUUAAGUACCAAACAUAUGUUUCCUAAAACCUGCAUCGCCAACUAAUGAAACAACGCAUUAGAUUGUUUUGCGUGCGCACACUUUUACCUUUCUUAAAUUAUAGGUUUUUAUGGACAAUUUUAUUCUAUUUUUCCUUUUUUUUUUUUAGAUAUAGUCAACAAUUAAAAUACAUAUGUCAGUCAUAGUUAAAGUGUGCAGAAACAGUUUAUUUGCUUAUUCACAUUUUUUGCUUUCAUUACCAUAUUUUCACCUUGUAAGAUACAUAAAUGCUGUUGAGAUUGUAAAAUGUUUCUUUGUUACUAACUGUCAAUCGUCACUAAUACCGACUCAGAAUCUUCUUCUGGAAAAUAAAAUUCCUACUCAUGGUU